CAAGCCUCUCUUAUAUAGUUUUUAUUCUUGCUCGAUCGGUGGAGUCGUUCGCGGAGCAGCGCUGCGCUAUUGUUGUUAUUACUGCUGUUAAUUGCCAAAGAAAAUACGACAUUUUCGCUGUGUGAUCGCAAAUCUCUCGGUUAUUUUGGGCCCUCUCUAAGUCGAAGUCAGAAGGCCAGAAUCGGAUGUCUAUAUAUUUUUGUUGCAUUUUUUUUUGCUGUGCUGCGCGGUUUAAUGCCAACAUCGGUGUUUGUCAAUUCGAAGCAAGUGCUGUGCCUUGACAAAAUGCAAUUUAAAAGCAUUUAAGAAACGCCAAACGAAGAAUAUAUAAUAAGCGGAAAACACUGAAACGGGUUCGAGUUCGGUAUGGACAAUCACAUGGAUACAGGAUUGGGAGUAGGACAGGACAUGGACACAGACAUGUUAAUGGAUGCCCCAGCGGCCACGCAGUCUAUCUACCCGCAUUCGGCGACAUUAUUCGCGGCAAUUAGUGCCUGUGUCUUUGUGACGAUCGGCGUUCUUGGUAACCUGAUCACCCUGCUGGCGCUGCUCAAGAGCCCCACGAUACGGGAGCACGCCACCACUGCCUUCGUCAUCUCACUGAGCAUCUCCGACCUGCUCUUCUGCUCAUUUAGUCUGCCACUGACGGCGGUGCGAUUCUUCAAGGAGAGCUGGACCUUUGGCACCACGUUGUGCAAGAUCUUUCCGGUGAUCUUCUACGGGAAUGUGGCUGUUUCACUCCUAAGCAUGGUGGGCAUCACCCUGAACAGAUAUAUUCUAAUCGCUUGCCACAGCCGCUACUCGCAAAUAUACAAGCCCAAGUUUAUAACCCUGCAGCUAUUGUUCGUGUGGGCCGUGUCCUUUCUUCUGCUGCUGCCGCCCAUUCUUGGCAUCUGGGGAGAGAUGGGUCUCGACGAGACCACAUUUUCCUGCACGAUACUCAAGAAGGAGGGACGAUCAAUCAAGAAGACGCUGUUCCUGAUCGGCUUCCUGCUGCCCUGCCUGGUAAUCAUCGUUUCGUACUCCUGCAUCUACAUCACGGUGCUGCACCAGAAGAAGAAGAUCCGGAACCACGACAACUUCCAGAUCGGUGCGAAUGGAGCGGGCAAGGGCUCAUCCGCCGGCGGAUCCUACAUGACCACCACGUGCACGCGAAAAGCGCGCGAGGACAACCGCCUGACCGUGAUGAUGGUCACCAUCUUCCUGUGCUUCCUCGUCUGCUUCCUGCCGCUGAUGCUGGCCAAUGUGGUGGACGACGAGCGCAAGACCUCGUACCCCUGGCUGCACAUCAUCGCCUCGGUGAUGGCCUGGGCCUCCAGCGUCAUCAAUCCGAUAAUUUAUGCGGCCAGCAAUCGCAACUACAGAGUGGCCUAUUACAAGAUCUUUGCGAUGCUUAAGUUCUGGGGCGAGCCGCUGUCCCCGAUGCCGAGUAGAAACUAUCACCAAAGCAAGAAUUCCAAGGAACUUUCGGGCGUCAUCCGCAGCACGCCGCUCUUCCACGCUGUGCAGAAGAAUAGUAUUAACCAAAUGUGCCAAACAUAUUCAGUAUGAUCAAGAUCGCAAUCGAGUCGUUGUAUUAGAGCUUGUAAUUCAUAUCAAUAACCUACUUAUUACUUUUUAAUUUAUAAAUUUAUAAAAGAUGUACGGCAGUGCUUACAUCAAAGACAAUCGAAUUAAAUACAUAUACUUAGACCAAUUGAGAA
This is a messenger RNA of Drosophila rhopaloa, 1703 nucleotides long. It is a transcript of the gene Tre1, whose product is annotated as protein trapped in endoderm-1. The coding region runs from base 367 to 1551 and encodes 394 amino acids. The record is from RefSeq and is a predicted model, not a curated record. Gene Ontology annotation, molecular function: G protein-coupled receptor activity. The transcript is spliced from 7 exons. NCBI's taxonomy places the organism in Eukaryota, Metazoa, Arthropoda, Insecta, Diptera, Drosophilidae. Gene Ontology annotation, cellular component: membrane. Gene Ontology annotation, biological process: G protein-coupled receptor signaling pathway.